AUGUCACCUCCUGCUGCAAUGAUGUCAUGGAGCCUUUGCUUCAGAGACAUGGCAGAUGAUGGACAAAUCGAUGCACAUGAGAUCACAGCCCAAUAUGCCCAUUAUGGGAAUGACUACCUCCUCCUUCGACUCUCUUCUGCCCUUCCUCCCAUCUGCAUCCGCACCACCUCUGGAACUCCUACAUUGUUCUGGAACCUCAGGACAUACCUCAACUCUCACUCCUCUUUCUGGACCUCCUACCUCCGGGCCUCCCCUACCACACCUCCACCUCCUCAGACCUCUUGUUCAAAGGAUAUGGACCUCGGUCACCUACUUGUUGUUGGUAACCCUCAAGUUGUCUAUCCACCCUCCUUCUUACUUCUGGUCUCCACACCUCUGGCACCUCCAGUUGUGUACCUCCGGUACCUCCCCACUCCUACCUUACCUCUGGUCACGUUAUUCCUUAUUGUUUUAUCAUUUGAUAUUUCCUACAACACCAAUAUUCCGGACUAUGACUUCCGGGCUCUGGACUCUUCUGGAUGUCUCCCCUUGUAG
This is a messenger RNA of Cantharellus anzutake, 534 nucleotides long. RefSeq lists its product as uncharacterized. NCBI's taxonomy places the organism in Eukaryota, Fungi, Basidiomycota, Agaricomycetes, Cantharellales, Hydnaceae. The transcript is spliced from 3 exons. The record is from RefSeq and is a predicted model, not a curated record. The coding region runs from base 1 to 534 and encodes 177 amino acids.